This is a messenger RNA of Protopterus annectens (West African lungfish), 1664 nucleotides long. Its product is annotated as ethanolamine kinase 1-like. The record is from RefSeq and is a predicted model, not a curated record. Bases 80 to 673 code for a protein of 197 amino acids. Gene Ontology annotation, biological process: phosphatidylethanolamine biosynthetic process. The transcript has 6 exons. Gene Ontology annotation, molecular function: ethanolamine kinase activity. Lineage: Eukaryota; Metazoa; Chordata; Ceratodontiformes; Protopteridae. Gene Ontology annotation, cellular component: cytoplasm.
CAUUGCUAGACAGCUAGCUAAGUUCCAUUCUAUUCAUGCUCAUAAUGGCUGGAUCCCAAAGUCUAACUUGUGGCUGAAGAUGGGAAAAUACUUUAAGCUUAUCCCGACAGAGUUUGAAGAUGAAAACAUGCAAAACAGGUUUUUGGAAGAAGUCCCAAGCCAUGAAGAACUGAAACUGGAGAUGACUUGGAUGCAGGAAUAUCUUUCCAGCUUGAACUCUCCUGUUGUACUCUGCCACAAUGAUCUGUUAUGUAAAAAUAUAAUCUUUAAUGAAAAAGAAGAAAGUGUGCACUUCAUUGACUAUGAAUAUUCAGGGUAUAAUUACCUGGCCUUUGAUAUUGGAAAUCAUUUCAAUGAGUUUGCAGGAGUAAAUGAAGUUGACUACAGUCGUUAUCCUGAUAAAAAACUGCAGAGAAGUUGGUUACGAUCAUAUCUCAAAUCUUACAAAGAAUUUAAGGGACUUGUUACAGAGGUCACUGAGAAAGAGAUAGAGAUACUCUACAUUCAAGUCAAUCAGUUUUCACUGGCUUCUCAUUUCUUUUGGGGAUUGUGGGCCUUGAUCCAAGCUAAAUAUUCAACUAUUGACUUUGAUUUCUUGGGAUAUGCACUUCUUCGCUUUAAGCAAUAUUUUAAAAUGAAGAAUGAAGUCACUGAACUAAAGUAUCCAGAAUAGAACUGCUGAUCGUUUAUUCUUACAGGAUUCUUAAGAAAAUUGAACUAUUUCUGGAAGCCAACAUAGCUUGACUGGUGAAGCAAAACAUACCUUCAACAAAAAUGUGAAUGGAUUUCAGAUUGUAGAAAUCUAACUUGUGAUCACAGCAGCUUAGUUUUUUUUUCCAAAGCAAAACCAGAUAUAGACUUACUGCUAUUUUAAAUUUCCACUUUUUGUAAAUGUGCUGCUUUUAACACAUUUAAGAUGACUGAGCCACCAGUAUACAACAUGUUGUGGGAAUUAAAAUUUUUCCAAAGGAAGAAUCAUGUUCUUGAUGACCAUAUCCUAUGGAUUUCCUAUCAUGCAAUAUUGUAAAUGUUUAUGUAAUUUAUAUCAGAAUUACCUGUUACCUUUUGUAAGCUCAUUCACUGGAUGGCCUUUGUUUUCACUGUACGUCCUAGUGCAUUGGCAGUUGAUUGCAAUGAAUCAAACUGAAAAUCAUUGCAAGCACUGUAGUGUUGCAUUUUCAGCACUGUACCCACCAUAUUUCUAAAUACUGCACUGGCUUGAAACGAAUUGGUAGGAGCAAAAGAAGUGUACAGUUUUAGAGAUCAGAGUAAUUCAUUCCAUACGAUGAGACUGUUGAUCAUAUGUAACUUUUCUGCACACUAGAACUUGCUUGAGAAAGAUUUUUAAUGGAUCUGAACUAGACAGUAAGAGUGGCAUGUUUAGCAAGCAUUGUAUAAUGCUGCAAAAAAGUUUAUAAGGGGAACAUAGUGCUUGCUUUAAUGACUUGUAUUCAUUUGAUGCACAUACUAAAGACCAACAGUUCUUUAUUUUGAGUUUUCAGUUAUUUGUUAAUAUUUAAGCUAAAAGGAGCAUAUUUUUAAUUAAACUGGAAUGCAGAUCUUCCCUGCCACAUUAUUACAGUUUCUUCUGUGUUAGCUGUAGAAAUUAUAAUAAGCAUUUAAUUUAUGUAAGUUUCUCAAUGAGUAAACAGUGUGUUGGUUAA